Molecule: messenger RNA, 1377 nt
Organism: Penicillium verhagenii
Lineage: Eukaryota; Fungi; Ascomycota; Eurotiomycetes; Eurotiales; Aspergillaceae
Exons: 2
Coding region: 1-1377 (458 amino acids)
Biological process (GO): secondary metabolite biosynthetic process
Molecular function (GO): FAD binding
Source: RefSeq, a predicted model, not a curated record
AUGUCGGGCCAAAUUUCAGCGGAAAAUGAACCCGUGUCAGUGGCCAUCAUCGGCGGAGGAAUUAUCGGUCUCGUGCUCGCCGUCGGUCUUCUCCGUCAGAAGAUCCAAGUGAAGGUGUACGAGCAAGCGCAGGGGUUUAGAGAUAUCGGCGCUGGGAUUGCUUUCACAGCGAAUGCAGUCAAGUGCAUGGAGCAAAUCGACCCAGAUAUCGUCACAGCCCUGCGUUCUAGUGGGGCGGUGGCUAGCUCCAAAGGAGACGAGACAGACCCGAACGACUAUCUCCGCUGGCUGGACGGUUACACUCAGCAGCAAAAGAAAGACGAACCAUACUACCAGCGCAUGCUAUACAGGUUGGAUGCAGGUUACAAAGGGUUUGAAGGGUGCAGGCGCGAUCAGUUCCUUGAGGCGUUGGUAAAGACCAUCCCUCCCAACGUGAUUCAGUGUCGAAAGAGACUGGAGACCAUAGAUGAGGCAGGAGAUGCAAAGGUUCAACUAUUAUUUGCAGAUGGGUCUGUGGAGGAAGUUGAUGCAGUCAUUGGCUGCGACGGGAUCAAAUCUCGUGUACGCGUACUGCUCCUCGGGGAGGAUCACCCAGCUAGCCACCCGGGCUAUACACACAAAGUCGCAUACAGGGCUCUAAUUCCCAUGGAGGACGCAAUCAAAGCCUUGGGCGAGUACAAGGCCAACAACCAGCAUUAUCAUGUUGGCCCGAACGCACACCUGAUCCAUUACCCCGUCGCCAACCGGAAGUUUGUCAACGUCGCAGCGUUCAUCUCCGAUCCACAAGAGUGGGAGGAUGAAAAGACAGUCGCAGCAGGCCAAAAAGCGGAUCUCAUCGCCGCUUUUUCUGGAUGGAACCCUUGUGUGCACAAUAUCAUCGAGCUAUUCCCCGAGCAACUUGACAAAUGGGCCAUCUUCGAUCUCUGGCAAUACCCCGCACCGUAUUAUAGCAAGGACAGGAUAUGCCUUGCGGGGGACGCUGCUCAUGCGUCUAGCCCACACCACGGAGCGGGUGCAUGUAUGGGUAUUGAGGAUAGCCUUUGUCUAGUUACCUUGUUCGGCGAAGUCAACCAAACUAUAGCGAAAGACCCAUCUUCAAAAUGGCAUGCGUUGAAGACAGCGUUUGAAACGUUCGAUUCCGUUAGACGUACUCGCAGUCAGUGGCUCGUUAACAGCAGUCGGCGGGCGUGUGAAUUUUACCAUCAGCCUGAGUGGGCCGAAAAGGACAAGAGGGUGAAGGCGCAGACAUGUUUCGAGGAGCUGAAGGAUCGGUCGCACAAGAUUUGGAACUUCGAUUAUCAGGGUAUGAUUGAAGACACUGUUCAGGGGUAUAGGGAGAAUGUACUUGUGUCAGAUGGAUCUGGAAGUGAAAUAUGA